This is a messenger RNA of Dictyostelium purpureum, 298 nucleotides long. RefSeq lists its product as uncharacterized. The transcript is spliced from 2 exons. Bases 24 to 212 code for a protein of 62 amino acids. NCBI's taxonomy places the organism in Eukaryota, Evosea, Eumycetozoa, Dictyosteliales, Dictyosteliaceae. The record is from RefSeq and is a predicted model, not a curated record.
AAAAUCAAAUUAAAUUUAAAAAAAUGAUCUUUAAUUCAAUAAUCUCACUUUCAAGCGCUGGUUCAUCAAUGAAAUCAAACAUGGCUUCAGGUUCAGUAUGCGAAAUCUUUGGUGACAAUGGUGUUUCUGCAUGGGGUAAACAAGAACCAAGCCAUUGGGGCAAAUCAAAACACCAUCACUCUGACCCACACAAAAAACACUGGGGUCAUUAAAUUUACCCUUUAUAUUUUAAAUAAAUAAAAUAAGAAAUUUUUAUGAAUUUAUAAAUUUAAAUAUUUUUUGUUUUAAUUAUUUUAAA